CAGGAUCAGGUGGAAAAUAGUCACUCCUUGCAGCUGAACGGGCGCUAGGUUUCAGCAGAGUCUGACAGUGAAGCCAUCCACUUAACCCUCAUCGAAGGCAGAGCUAGAAGGAGAAUGCAGGCAUUUUUGGCAAAUGAUUCUCUGCGGCUCCAAAUCUUCAUCAUGAGUGCAAAUCAGUUUGUGCACAAAGCUAUGGACAUCCUCGUAUCUGCUGCAAUUAGGGGCGAUCUUGAUCCACGUAGAGCAAACGCCUACAUCAAAGAGAUAUUGCACAUAAUAUUAUUUUAUGGCCAAAUUAAUCGUCCUAAGGUUGAUCCAGAAGAAAUAUUGCAGGAAAGUAACCAUCAAUUAUCUGCAAGGUAUUCAGAUGUCUUUGAAAUGAGCUGCACCCACAUUCCAAAACGUCCCCCUUUCACAGUGCUACUUAAUGCGAUUGUUGACAUUGUCAGAACAAGACAUGAAGAUUAUGUUUUGCCAUGUCUGUUGUCGACGAUAAAUGAUAUGGAAGUUCCUAAUGGUAACACAAUAUGCCGGAAUAUUUUUGUAUCAACAGUUAUUAACUUGUGCUAUUUUUCUGAUCAGUGUAUGAGAAGUAGAACACCCAAUUACUUUGGUGCUUCAGUGUCAUGUAGAGGAGCUAGACAGAGAAAAAUAAUGAUCGAUAUAUUGUGCUACCAUACAUGGCACCGUGAUAUUAGCUGGGCAGUAUGUGUUGCAAAUCAGUACAAUGAAAAUGCCAUUGAAUUUCCUCCUCGUGUCCGCUCGAUGGCAUUUAACAUAUACACUAAUGGACAAAGAACUCAGGCAAACCAACGUGUUGAUAAUUCUCUGGCUAGGUUCAGGGGUCGCCGAGUGCCCAGAUUUCUUGAAAUUGCCAGCCAAUUUGGAUCCUUAGUUCCCAGAGCACCUUGUGAAAGAUGCUUUGAAAUGUUCCCAAACAUUCAGUUUUAUCCAUUUCCACAAGCUCAUGAACAUGCUCAUUGGGAAUAUGGAAACUGUGCAGAGUGUGAAUCACUCAGCCAGCUUCUGAAGUCUCAUGAGCAAAUUGUCACAAGGCUGCAUCGUAACCAAUUUCAAAUUGGACGUGAUGACUUAAUAAAUGCAAAAAAUAGACGACUUGAACAAAACCUCCAACAGUUAGAGUUUAGAUUCAGGGGUGUAGUUCCAUUUGAAGGUAAUCAAUUAUAAAGGCAUCUGCCUGGAAAGAUUCCUAAAUUGAAAGCACAUUAGAAUACACAGUAUGUCAUGUUCCUGAUCAACCUACUAAUAAGUAUACUGCUUGUAUGCAGCUCUGGAGUAUUACUAUGGCUUUAUACAAUUAAUUCAAUUCAAUGGACAGAAAUUCUAGGGGACAUAUUAUCAGUAUUCAAAUUUGCAUUUCCUCUGUUAAUUGUUUAUCUGGAAGGUUAUCCCCGUGCAGUACAUCAAACACAGUAUGUGCACUUCUAAAGGUUAAAAACAACUGAUUUUCUCCAAGCCACGGUGGUGAUGGGUCAUCACUAAACUGGAACUGUGGAACUUCUGCAAAAAUUUGAAAAUUAAUCAUGUCACUAUUUUCAAAUAGUCUAACUUCUGUAAUUCAAUCAACUGUUGUACAGUUUAUUGUUGCACAGAAACUGGUCAUUUCUAACUCAAAUAUCCCACUAAAUGCAGAUAGGAAUACUGAAUGGCCAAUAUAACUUCUUUCCACCAUUUGCAUAAUAUUAUAAUAUGCUGGUCUUCAACUUUACCAUAUAUCCUGAACUUUGGCAAAUAAUGGGGGGAAUGGUAUACUCCCAUUUAGAAUAUCUUAUAUUGAUCUGCCAAUGAUACUUUAACUUAUUUCUAGAAUUCCAUGUCUCAUUCAGAUCACUUAACACAUGCUUAACAACAGCAUAGCAAUAAAACAUUUAUGAUGUCCCACUGAAUCUGAGACAAAUAUACACUGAAAUCAUCUUCCUCUUAGAAUUAGAGCUCUACUCCUUUACUGAGAACAAUGCAAAGCAAAAAAAACUGGGCAAACACAAGUUUAAAUGGAGAUAAAAACUGCAUUGGUUAAGUUUUCAAACUGCAAGCUUAAUUUAGAUUUGGCUUACUUUUCAAAUAUUCACUGUUAUAGCAUUCUUUUACAAUAUCACUGUUAUAGAUUGCUCGUCAACCUUACAAAAAUACACUAGCUAUCGUUUUCACGUUAAUCUGCCAAAGAAUAUGAUACAUAGCUCAUCAUCUGUCUUAGAGACUGCUGAAACAUUUGGGAAGAUUAAUACAACAACUAUUUCUAGUUCCUGUACUUUCGUUAAUUAGGAGAGACUUGUGAAAACAGUUAGCUUCAAGCUAAGGAUAACCACCAUGUUGGUAGUUUAUGGAAAACAACGCGCUUAUAGUCAAUGAAGUUAUAUUUAAAGGUUAAAGGGUUUGUCUGGUACCUGAUCUUCUUAACCAAAAACAGAAAUUGCAGGAGAAACUAAGCAAGUGGCAGCAUCUGUGGAGAGGAAGCAAAGUUAACACUUGAGGCCACAGACCCUUCAUCAGAACAGGUAAUAGCUGAGUAAAAGGAAGAGGAAUUUUAUUCCUUGCUGUCACAUGGUGUACUACAGAGCACCUAUGUAUGGAGAGAGCUUAUUUCUUCUUUUAAGCAAAAUUUUUACAUUAAAGUUGCUCACCUUUAAUUAUAUCAUAAGAACAAAAAUUACAAUGAGAUAGAACAGGACAGUGGCUCAGUGGUUAGCACUGCUGCCUCUCAGCACCAGGGACCUGGGUAUGGUCCCAGCCUUGGGCGACUG
This is a messenger RNA of Chiloscyllium plagiosum (whitespotted bambooshark), 2762 nucleotides long. RefSeq lists its product as uncharacterized. The record is from RefSeq and is a predicted model, not a curated record. Lineage: Eukaryota; Metazoa; Chordata; Chondrichthyes; Orectolobiformes; Hemiscylliidae.